Molecule: messenger RNA, 5290 nt
Organism: Amyelois transitella
Lineage: Eukaryota; Metazoa; Arthropoda; Insecta; Lepidoptera; Pyralidae
Product: heterogeneous nuclear ribonucleoprotein U-like protein 1
Exons: 28
Coding region: 168-3911 (1247 amino acids)
Molecular function (GO): protein binding
Source: RefSeq, a predicted model, not a curated record
CCAAUACAAAAAGAAAUCUUUUUCUGUGCCCGCCAUAUUGAUUUGGCUUGGCGCUCUCUCAUGUUAAUUUUUGUGAGUGAUGAUUGAAUUCACGUGAUUUGUAAUUUAAAUGUUCAAUUAAACAAUUUAAACUGUCUUUGUUCUAAAAACUGUAAAUUAGUGGCAAAAUGGAUCCUGCAAAGAUGAAAGUAGUGGACCUAAGGUCGGAACUUGGAGCCCUUGGUCUGGACACGAAGGGUAACAAGCCGGCUUUGGUUGAACGCUUGAAGAAAGCACUUGAAUCUAAAACGGGAAAAUUACUCCCAGAAACAUCUAUCCUUGAUACAAGCACGGAGGAUGUUGACGAUGUGGCCACUCCGCGGAAGCCUGGGCCUGCAGCCCGGACUCGGAGGUCCUCUUCCACAAGGAUCGCCCAUACUCCUGCCAAGCAGCCCCGCCUCGAAGAGCCGCCGGAGCCGAUAGAGGAAGACGAGCCGAAGUCUGAGCCCAAAACGCCGUCCCCGGUGAAAGCGCCGGAACCGGUGCCGGCGCCGGAGCCCGUCCCGGCGCCCGAGCCCGUUCAACAGCCGGACAGGGCCGAUGACGAUGUUUACAGCAUUGAUGAUGAGAAGAGUCAGUCGCCCAUUCAAGUCAAGGAAGACGAGGAGGAACAAGAGGAAGCUAUGGAGACCCAGGAAGACAGUCAAGACGGCGAGAAACCGGUGAGCCCGAAGAAAGAAAAUGAGAACGAGGCUGAAAACGCGGACGGAGCUGAAAACGAAAAUGAUAAGGAGAAAGAGCCGGAGAAAGAGCGUCCCCUGACUGAGGAGGAGGAAUGGGAACAGCUGAACGAACGGCUCAAGAUCAGGCAGAAGGAAGUAGAGGAGAGACAAAAGAGGCAGGCGGAAGAAGAUGCCAGGAAACUGGCUGAAGUCAGCAAGGACCCGGUAAAGCUGAACCGUCUGAAACGCAAGCUGGAGAAGAAGGCCCGCUGGAGUAACUACUAUAAAGCUGUUGAGAUCACAAAUGAGGUGCUCACACCGCCCGCUGAAGCUUUGGAGAACCAACAGAAGCAGGCAGCAAAAGACACUUCGGAGGUGAUAAAUGUGGAACCGGAACUGGACGACGACAAGAUUACUUUGUCUUGGUACGACAGCGACCUGAACCAGUACGUGGAGCUGCCGGCGCUGGGCAGCGUGGUGCCGCUGAGCGAGGGCGCCUUCGCGCACGCGUGGGCCGGCGCGCGCGCAACGCACGGCGUGCGCCGCGGCCGCGUGUGCUACGAGGUCCGCGUCGGAGCAAUGGUGACGACGACCGAAACUUCGGACAAGGAGACUAUAGCGUCCGGCCUUCGCAUGGGAUGGUCCACGGAUGAUUCCUCACUUCAUCUUGGUGAGGGCGAGUUCAGUUGGGGCUACGAGAGUAGCGGGCGCGCCGUCACCAACGGCGAGUUCAAGGAGUACGGCCAGCAACUCACCGAGAAGGACGUCGUCGGAGUCUAUUUGGAUCUGGAAUCGAAUCCAUGCAAGAUUUCCUACACAGUCAAUGGCGCGGAGCAGGGCGUGGCUUACGAGGUGGACAAAGCCUCUCUCGAGGGAAAAGUGCUGUAUCCGCACGUGCUCACGAAGAAUCUGUGCUAUCGUGUCAACUUUGGCAAUGACAAGUACAACAUGCUGACCAAGACGAAAAUCGUACGGAACCGCCUGGAGAUCCCCGUGGAGCAAGUGCUGGAGGAGAAGAGGGCCGUCGAGGCGGAGCUGCGGCGGCAGCGCGAGGAGGCGCUGCGGCGCGCGCGCGAGCGCCGCGACGAGCGCGAGCGGCUGCGGCUCGAGCGGCUGCGGCGGCGCCAGGAGGAGAAAGAGCAACAAGAACAAGAGAGAAAAGAGCGCGAGGCGAAGGAGAGGAAAGAGAGGGGAGAAGAAGAGCCCAUGGAGGAGGACAAGGAGGAUGAUGAGGCGGACAAGGACAAGGAUAAGGAGGAGGAGGAUGAGCCCAAGGAGAACGGUGACAAGCCUGAUGAGGAGAAAGAACCUGAAGUGAAGGAGGAGCCGAUGGAGACCGAUCCGGAGGCCAAAAAGACAGACACAGAAACCGAGGCUACUACCGAGGUCAAGGAGGAACCAGCUGAUGACGAGGUGCAAGAAGUGACCGAGCAGCAAGUUCUCAAGGGCCACGUGCUCGACAAGAGAAUCAAAUUCGUCAUCCGGUACACGGUGGAUGAAGAAUUAGACGGGUCUGAAGCCUGCCUGGUCCCGGGGUACAUCCUCAUAGCGCACGCGGACCUCGAACCCGGACCCCGGCGGCCGGCCGACCUCGCCGACUGUGAGGUUAUCCUCAUGGUGGGCAUGCCCGGCGCCGGCAAGACUUACUGGGCGAAACAGCACAUUGCCGCCAACCCUCAGAAGCGGUACAACAUCCUCUCCACUGGCGCACUCUUCGACAGAAUGAAGGUGGACUGUAAACCAUUUCGAGCCACGUACGAGGGACGUUGGGACGCGAUGGUGUCCAAGUGCGCUAAAUGCGUGCUAAAAAUGUUGGAAAUGGCGAAGGGGCGACGCAGAAACUUUAUACUGGACCAGACCAACGUGUACCCGUCGGCUCAGAAACGGAAGCUCCGAGAGUUCCAAGGCUACCGCCGCAUCGCCGUUGUCAUAGUUACCGACGAGGAAACGUACAAGGAGAGAUACAAGAGUCGCGAGGAAGCCGAUGGGAAGGAAGUGCCGGACGGGGCCAUAGUGGACAUGAAAGCCAACUUCACGCUGCCGCAGAAAUGCUCGUGGCUGGACGACGUGUUGUACCCGGAGCUGGACGAGGAGGAGGCGAAGAAGGUGCUGGAGGUGUUCCACAAGGAGGCGAAGGCGGCGGGCGUGGUGAAGGAGAAGGAGCGCCGCGAGAGAGCCGACGCGCCGCCGGCCAAACGGGCGCGCUCCGACGACAGGAACCGGGAGCGGGACCAUCGCGGCCGGAGGGACCUAGGGCGCGAUAGGGAGGACCGAUGGGGCGGAGGAGGCGGCGGGGGUCGCUGGGGCCCGGCGCGGGGCGGGGGCGGGGCGGGCGGGGGCCGCUGGAGCCGCGAGCGGGCCGGCCCGCCGCCCAUGCGCGACCGCUGGGGGCCGCCGCCGGGGCACAGAGGCGGAGACUUCGGGCGGGACCGCGACGGGUUCCGCGGCGGGCGCGGCGGGGCGGGCGCGCGCGGCGAGCGCGGCCCGGCGCUGGGCCCGCGCGGCCCCGGCGGCCCGCCCGCGCACGACCGCUUCCGCGCCGACCGCCGCCCGCCCGCGCCGCCCGCCCCGCCCGGGCAGGACAAGAGGAACGCGCCUAAUGCACAAGGCGGCAACAUGGGCGGCGGCGGCUGGCAGCGCGGCGGCUCGCAGAUGGGCCGCGGCGGGAACAAUAAUCAGCGGGGCAUGGCCGCCGCCGGCAACCGGAACAUGGCGCAGGGGAAGGACGGCAACCAAAACCAAAAUUCCCAGAACCAGCAGAACCAACAGCAAGGCUGGAACCAGUGGGCCGGCGGCUGGGGCGGCUGGGGGAACUGGAACCCCAACCAGCAAGCCGGAUGGGGCAACUGGGGUAACUGGAACAAUUGGAACAACGGGAACAGCAACUCGAACAACGGCGGCAACAACACAGCCGGCAACAACAAGGGCGGCGGUCAGCAACAACAGUCGCAGCAGCAACAACAACAACAACAACAGUGGCCGGCCAACUACACGGCGCAGCAGUGGUACCAGUGGCAGCAAUGGCAACAGCAGCAACAGCAGUGGAGCGGGUACCAGCAAGGCGCGGGCGGCGGGCAGGCGGCGGGCGGGCAGGCGGCGCAGGGCAACGCGGCGGACGCGCAGCAAGCGUGGGCGCAGUAUUAUCAACAGGUACAGAACUACGGAACCGGAAACGCAGCCGCGACCGGCGCCGGCGCAGACAAGAAGUGAGACUCCACGCGCUCCAAACAUCACGCGACGUACACAGACAAAACAUUGGAUAUUACAAUUGUCAUACAUAUUGCAAUGUUCCUCUAUAGUUAUUUUUAAGAUUAUUUCUCCCUUUAUUGUUGCAUAGUUGUAACGUUUUAAAAUAUGUUUUUAAAUAUUUAAAUGGUAUUUAACAUUGUCCAAAUUUGUUGCCUUAAAUGUGCAUGAUUCGUCUCAGAAAGAGGCAACAGAUUUAAUAAAACUGAUUUGAAAAUGUUUAGUUUGUCCGUUUACGCGUGAUUCUUCUUAUAUAAAUAUUAAGAUAAGUUGGUAAUAUUUCCGCAAACGGUGAUGUUUUCCACACCACAAAUUAAUUGGAAAUCAGUUUGUGACUGUUAGUUUUUUUUUGUUUUAUUACGGAGAAGAUGUCAGUCUUACUUGUAAUGACAUAUUAUUUUAUAAAUUUAAGUACAUAAUCAAUAAUAGGUUGAACGGUUAAAGUUGACACGAUUUUUUUAAACACAAAAAAAAAUUACAGAUAAAUAAUUUCUUACAUACAUAUAUAUAAAUCACACCUCUUUCCCGGAGGGGUAGGCAGAGACCACAUCUUUCCACUUGCCAUGAUACCUGCAUACUUCUUUCUUUCUUUUUUUCAAUAAUUUACCCAUUUUUAAUCGUGCUCACCUAAAAGUAUAUUGUUUGGGCUAUUGUAAAUACUCUAAAAUAAUAUAUUCGAAUUAUUUUUGUCAUUUGAAUUAAGAUUAGGACAGUUUUGAGUUUUUGGUAGGUUGAGAUGUUACAUAUUCUCUAUAAAGCAAAUUAUAGGUUGAUUUGAUGUUGACUGUAACAUCCCUCUUUGGUGACAAUUUAUUUUUCAAAGUGGCGACUCACUCGGAAAGCAAUUUUAUAAAAAUUUUUAAAAAAUAUAUAGUCCAAUCCAUUUUCUAAAUAUAAUAAACAUGUCAUAUAGUGUAAGUAAUUUAAUUUUGAGUCUGACAACUGUGAGUGAGACACCAAAUUUCAAGAUAUUGAACCCCUGACAUAACUUGAAGUGUAUAAUACCCAGAACGAAAAGUCAUAUACUUCAACUGACACUUGUAAACAUACACUGUGUAUAGUUUAAUAAUUUAUGUGCCGAAAACUGCAUUUGCUGAUAAAAAUAUACUCGUUCAACUUCGUAUAAAACCUUAGAUCUUGUCAUUAUAACGUUACCUUAAGGGUAAUUCUUAAGAUCUUCGAUGGGUAAUUAUAGUUAAGACUAUGACGAUGCAAAAAUAAUGUAUGUAUGUGUGCGUGCGUGAGAAGCUAAAGCUGAAUGUAAAGACUAGUUGUAAGAGUGUGGGAUUUAGUUUACGUCAUAAAAAUAAUGAUUUCAUUUGAAUAAAUAUAUUUCUUAAGCA